This is a messenger RNA of Leishmania braziliensis MHOM/BR/75/M2904, 909 nucleotides long. Its product is annotated as QA-SNARE protein putative. Bases 1 to 909 code for a protein of 302 amino acids. Lineage: Eukaryota; Euglenozoa; Kinetoplastea; Trypanosomatida; Trypanosomatidae. Gene Ontology annotation, cellular component: endomembrane system; SNARE complex; membrane. Gene Ontology annotation, molecular function: SNAP receptor activity; SNARE binding. The transcript has a single exon. The record is from RefSeq and is a predicted model, not a curated record. Gene Ontology annotation, biological process: vesicle fusion; vesicle-mediated transport; intracellular protein transport.
AUGGCGACUCGCGACCGCACGGGCGAGUUCAUGCAGUACCGCGCUAUCCGUCCACGGCGCCCUGAGACAGAGCAGCUGCUCGCCGAAGAGGAGAACGCGAACCGGGUCUAUGUGACGCCGCUCUGGGUGAAAAAAAUGGCCGAUGUGCGGUCUAUCGAAGAUCAAAUCAAGGAACAAAUGAAGGGGCUCGAGAAGCUGCGCAAAGACCAUCUCAAAGUCGAGUUCAGUUCCACGCGCGACGAAAGUCGAGAGGAAGCUGAGAUCGAGGAUGCUCAGAACACGAUUGAUCGCCUCUUCAAGCAAAGUGAAAAAGGUGUGAAGGACUUGGAAAGCUCCUACAUACGUGAUCUCCCUGACGGGGGCACAGAUGCUGAGCUAAGCAUUUUACGCAAUGUCAAGAUGUGCCUGGUGAACGAGAUCAAUAACAUCAGCAAGCUAUACCGUGAGAGCCAACGCCGUUACAUGAUGGAUGUGAAGAAGCAACAGCUCGUCUCGCAGCGGUGGGCUGGCGGCGAUCGGCAAAAGGCGGUGGAGCAGCAGCUGGAGAAUGACGCACUUAUGGAUCAGUACUUCCAGAAGGGCAUGACGCAGGAGCAGGUCGAGACGAUCAUGCUGAAUCAGCAGAUGGCCAAUGAGCGAGUGAAGGAAUUCGAACGCAUCUACAGCUCUAUCAGGUCACUGCACGAGAUGUUCAAGGACAUGAACACCCUUGUUAUUGAGCAAGGCGCUUUGCUGGACCGCAUUGAUUACAACAUGACCAUCACGCACACACGCGUGCAGAAGGCGCGCACAGAGCUGCAGAGGGCCGCGGAGUACCAGUCCGCCGGUACAUUCAAGCUGUGCGUUCUUUUUAUGGUUGUACUCAUUGUUGGCCUUAUGAUAGCCCUCUUCGUCAAGGCUAUCACCUGA